This is a messenger RNA of Daldinia vernicosa, 1841 nucleotides long. RefSeq lists its product as uncharacterized. Bases 1 to 1557 code for a protein of 518 amino acids. Lineage: Eukaryota; Fungi; Ascomycota; Sordariomycetes; Xylariales; Hypoxylaceae. The record is from RefSeq and is a predicted model, not a curated record. The transcript has 3 exons.
AUGGACUAUCCCGAACAGCAAAUUCAGCACAUCAUCCGCGGCUUGACGCAAUAUUCGCGUGACGACCAAUGGUCUAUCUUAGAAGACUAUUUCCUGCCUGAUGCCUACUUCGUACAUCCCUUCUGCCGCGUGCCAUCCUUCGGCGAUUACAAGAUCCCAUUUACGAACUUGACUACAAACUCUCGCCAGUUCGUCUUCUUCAUUUACCAAUGGUAUAGAAUCCUAAGCCCGGAUAUAAAGCUUUGCAUCGAUUCGACCAGCUUCGAUAAGAAUAAGAAUCUCUUGUACGUCACGCUCCGCCAGACAUUUACGCUGUGGUUUGUGCCGUUUUCGCUGUGGCAGGCCAACGUGAAGCUGGUGACGGUGCUGGAGCUGCAGCGGCUUGGUAUUGAUAAGCACCACAAACCGUUGCUCGACGAGACGCCGGUUUCCGUCGAUGCUGAUCUGGCUCUAACUCCGGACUCGCCCAAGCGAUACUUCAUUAAGGGCCAGCAGGACCACUAUCAAGUAGAGGAUUUCUUGAAGUUCAUUGCGCCCUGGGGAGCAUCACUUCUUUGGAUCGCCUGGCAGCUCUAUGCAACGCUCAUCUGUGCUAUAGGCGUCUUACUCCUCCGGGAUGCUUCACCCCUGGCUUUUGAAGUGCCCCCCGAGAUCUCGGAGGUGAUUACUCGCUUAGCAAAGCGGUGGACUCGAAAGGUCGGGAACAAAAUAGCCGCUUGGGUAGUAUAUUCAUAUUUGGACAAGGAUGACGAUGAUAAUACCGGCGAUCGCGAGAAUCCUUAUUUUGAUCUGUCACGCUUACUCCGUUUGCCCACAAAUCAAAACGAGAUACCGUUACAGAACGGGUCACUAUCAUAUAAUCCCUCGUUCUAUAAUAAUUUCUACACCAACGGCCUCUCAAUCUACGGAGCAGAUGGAAGGCAGAUAUACCCAGUAUUACCAGCAAGGAGUAGAAAUUAUACAGCAAGCGAUGGUAGCUUUCCGGUAAACAGCAACUACCGCUCAAGUGCCGAUAAAGGACAAUUUGUAGCACUGCGGGCUCUAUGGCUAUCUCAAGGCCCCUUUUCUCACCGUGCGAGAAGGGUUUUACGCAAGAGGGAUAGCAAGCUCAGAUCUUCAAUAUCAGCAGCAGACAUCCAAGAGGAGUCCUCCAUAGAAACGGAGCACGAUGAGUUUUCGCCCGGGGACUUUGUGCUCUUCCCAUCGGAGCGAGACGACGAUAAUACCUAUGACAGCGACGAAUACUUGAAAAACCCGCGGCCGAUGACGCCAUCGUCGUCAAAGGCCUCGUCGGACGAGAUGGGGAAUUGGUUCGCCGAGAGGCUCAAAGUCAAAGCACAGGAAAGGACCGGGAAAUUGGGAUCGGCAGGUAAUAACGCGCCCAAAUCCGAGCCUUGUGUUCCCGAUAUCGUAAACCCUCUCCUUCGUAGGAUCCGAGAGAUAAGCUCGGGUGACGGCGCAGGAGAUCAGGUUAGCGGAAGACCAAACGAGGGAUGCGUUUACGGCACUAUUGGGGCUCCUGCAGUGGAUACCGACGGCUACCCUCCUAGUCUUUGACUUAUGCACGAAUGUAUUCUUUCAGUCAGGGUAUUGCGAUUGGGAGUAAGACGGCUUUUAGCGGGUGUUCGGUAUAGAUUAGCCGUCGUAUAGGGAUUACUGUAGUCUUUUCCUAUAUUGGAUGUACUCGGUACCCAGUCUAAUAGAAUAGUGUAAAACAGCGACGAAGCGGCACGAAUAGGAGCAAGACUCCGAUAAGUGUGUUCUGUUAUAUGUUAGUUAGGAUAAACCGUAGAAACAAGCCUCUCUUAGAGUAGCUUUGAAGAUGAACUUCUUACCUGUUA